AAACAACAACGGACUUAAUGUAAGGCUUAUUAGCAUAAGUGAACUUAAGUCACCAAAAUUGCGACAGUCAUUCAUUACACGCUAGACUGUUUGUAUGAGUGGUAAUUAGUGAUAUUUAUGAACUACUUAUGUGAUAUAUGUGUUAACAUAUUAAUUUUAGGCUUUUACCAGAUUUUGCAAAAUAAAUUGCUGUUUAAAAUUCGGUUAGUCCCUCACGCACGGGAAAGUUUUUUAACGUUUUUAUAAGAGGGGAAUCUACAAACUUGUAAAGCUUGUGGUAAAGUGCAGUGACAAAAAAUCUAAGCUACUGAAUUAAUGAGUGAUUUAUUGAAAUCUCUUCCAGCAUAACAUUCAUCAACUCUUGUUUGCGCGUUUCCAGCAGUUCGAAUGCAUCAGAUUGCAUUUAUGUCGAUUUCAGCCACUCCCCGUUGAUUUUUUAGUGAAUGGGAGAUUUUCAGAAUAUUUGCUAUAUUUCGCAGUAUUAGAUGGAAAUUACAAUUUAAUCAUUCGACCGAAAACCAAACAAUAAUGCAUUUAAGAAGUAAUGAGGGGAACAACUAUUACAUCGUAAGAACCCGUUCAAACUGUUACGGUCUAGUUGAAGAAAAUACACACUCGGACGGUGUUUAGGACAUUUAUGUGUUUAAUUGUCGCAAAAUUUGUUCAUUGUUGUCCAUUUAGUUGCGAUUCGCUAUGGGGAAUCUUUUGAGUCCAGACGUCAAGUUCAUUAUGCCCUCAGAUCCAGAUGUUUCUUAUGAGCUUGAUUUAGGCGAACCUCCGCAGGAGCUAAUGGAAUGGGCCAAGGAGAACAUUCGGGAGAAUCCUGAUACAAGAUGUUUGAUAAUUGAAGAUUUUCGCGACAUAAUUUAUGCUCGAGGGGAAUGCACUCCGCAUCGGACAGACGAUGAAUUCCUGCUAAGGUUCCUGCGAGGUCGCAAGUUUAAUAUGGAAUCGGCCUACAGACUGUUUGUCAAUUACUACAACUUCAAAGAAGACAACCCUGAAUUCUUCGAUGGCGUCAACCUUAAAAGUCUUUUACGCAUUGGUUGUGAUGAUCUUAUUACCGUUCCACCUUAUCGAGACCAGAAUGGCAGAAGAAUCCUUUUAUAUAGAAUGGGCAAUUGGGAUACGGAAAAAUAUUCGGUCACCAACAUCUUCCAGGCAACCAUGGCCAUUCUGGAGCUGGCCAUUUUGGAGCCCCGGGCUCAAAUAUUGGGGGGCAUUGGAUUUUUCGAUAUGCAGAACUUAACACUACAGCAGGCUUACCAUAUGACACCCAGUGUGGCUCAUAAGAUCGUGCAAAUUUUGGUGACAUCGUUUCCCAUGAAGAUUUACGCCAUACACGUCGUGUUCCAACCGUGGAUAUUCGAUGUGGUUUACAAAGUGAUUCAUCCAUUGCUAAAUGGCGCCAUGAAGGAUCGAGUGUUCUUCCAUGGAGAAGAUAUGGAGAGUCUUCACAAACAUAUCGAUCCGAAGCAUUUGCCGGAAAAGUAUGGUGGAAGACAUCCAGAUUACGGCUACGCCCCGUGGAUAGAAGGUUUCGGCAAAAGUGAAGAAAUUAAGGAAGAACUUCGGUCACUGGGCUAUAAAAUAGAUGAGAAUGACUAUGAGGAAUACAAAAGCGACAGUGAGAAAUCGGAAAGUUCGCUUCACAGUGAAUAUUAGUAAAAUGUGUCUGUUUUAAACGCAAACCGUAUGCAAUCAACUUUCGUUUGUACCUACUUUGAUGGGAUUUCUGGAAAUGGAAUGUUUUUAUAGUGUAUAUUAUUAGAAAAAGUUUUUAUUGUUUAUUUGAAAUUUCUCAAUGGGACUGUAUUUAGUUUUAGUGGUUAAUUUAAUAAAUCCGGUUUUAUAUUUU
Molecule: messenger RNA, 1858 nt
Organism: Dendroctonus ponderosae (mountain pine beetle)
Lineage: Eukaryota; Metazoa; Arthropoda; Insecta; Coleoptera; Curculionidae
Product: clavesin-2
Exons: 7
Coding region: 694-1665 (323 amino acids)
Cellular component (GO): membrane
Molecular function (GO): phosphatidylinositol bisphosphate binding
Source: RefSeq, a predicted model, not a curated record